Molecule: messenger RNA, 1652 nt
Organism: Acanthoscelides obtectus
Lineage: Eukaryota; Metazoa; Arthropoda; Insecta; Coleoptera; Chrysomelidae
Source: the annotation of a GenBank genome assembly
AAAAAUCUUUCGACCCUGAGGCAAAGAUAACCCCAAUGCAGGAUCUGGUUCGCCAAUGGAAAGCCAAACCACUACAUGGUCGGUAUAGGAGCCGCAUAGAAGACAACGCCAUUGACACGAAGGCUUCCCAAGGAUGGUUGCAGUCAGGUAAUCUGUUCCUGGAGACGGAGGGCUUCAUAGCCUCCAUCCAGGAUCAGACCGAAACGGAUGAAUUGAAACGUGAAGUUGGUAGAGCGAUAUCCCAAAAUGCCAUAAACGAUGAAGUAGCCCCUACACGUUUGUCGGUUCUGGAUCAACCGCAUAUCGAACCUGAAUGCGUAACUAGCCAAAAGCAAAAAGAGCUGAAUGAUCUUUUUCUAAGCACCUUAAGCUUCUACCGAUUUAGUGACCCCACAAAAAGGCCUAGGCUCCCAAAGCUUCUACUAAAUGCAAAAUCCAAUCAAAUAAUACAUCAGAUGGACGAAAUUCUUUUACGCCACCUAGAACACUGUGAUGACUUAGAAGAAGUACAUCUAUCUAUCUAUGCGGCAGCUGCUACUGUGGUGAACGUGAAUGGUCAAAAGUUACUACCACCUAAUGACGCGCCUCUUAAAAAGACAUCGAAACGUAGUGAGGAGCCAUGGAAACUAAGACUCAUGAAAGAUAUUGACUCAUGUAGAGCUGAGGCGGAUCUCAUUUCAGAAUACCAAGGAGGCAAUAGGUCCCGAAAGGUGAUCAAGAAAAUUGCAGAUAUUAAACGGAAAAUUAACGUACCCCCCAGCUGCGAUAUCGAUAGCUCAUUUUUAAACCUGCAUAGAGAUAAAAUGAGGCAAGAAGCCAAAAUGAAAGGUGCCCGGCUCCAAAGAUAUAAUGAGACCAGCAAGAGAAAGCAGCAAAAUGCUUUGUUCGAGAGAAACCAAAACCAGUUCUACAGAUCUAUCAUCCCAGAAUCAUCUUCGGAACCCAAAGGCAUUAGAGAUACGCAAAAUUUUGUUAAAUUUUGGAGUGAUAUUUGGUCCGAACCAAAGCCAUCAGACCUUAAUGCGCCUUGGAUCAAAGAGGUAGUGAAGGCAGCUAAGGUAAACCCAAUGAGCGUUGCAAUAUUCUCUCAAGAUGACGUAAGUAGAGUGCUAAAAAAUGCUGCUGAUUGGAAAGCGCCGGGACCCGACAAUAUUCAGAACUUUUGGCUCAAGAAGUUCCUAAGCACACAUGCUGCAUUGGGUCGAUCACUUUCUAAAGCAAUCACCAACCCGGAGAUAUUACCUAACUUCUUGACGAAAGGAAUAACACAUAUUAUAUUUAAAAACGGCAAUCCUGAAGAUCCGAAAAACUCUAGACCAAUUACAUGUCUCUCUGUGUUUUAUAAACUACUAACAGCACUUUUGAAUGACCAAAUAUAUACUCACUGUGAAAGCAACAAUAUCAUUGCUACAGAACAGAAGGGGUGUGUCCGUGGUUCUUUCGGAUGCAAAGAGCAACUUAUAAUUGAUUCCGUUAUUACGAAGCAUGCGUGUAAAAAUAAGAGAAAUCUCCAUGUCUGCUACAUCGACUACUCUAAGGCGUUUGAUUCCGUGCCACAUAAUUGGCUUUUAAAGGUGCUGGAUAUAUAUAAAGUAGACAUCCGCAUCAUAAACCUAUUGUCCCAUCUGAUGAUGAACUGGGAACCUCUUUAA